AUGCGUGCGCCCUCGGGCCAGCAUUUGGCAUAUCUUGAGCCAACACUUCCCGACUUGUCAAACGAACAACGAGGUGGUUGGCUACCGCCGCCGCCACCAAUCGCAGCAGACGGAGCGUAUGGACGGAGUUCUUCGGUAGACCGUUCGCGACCCAUAACACCACAGAACAACAGCCGACCCGUGACACCAAAUCUGCAAGUACCAGACCAGCUACCCGCGACACCACGAUCUUCAGGGGAGAUGGGCAGCGCCGAGCGCAAGAAGAAGCAUGGCUGGUUUGGCAAGAGCAAGAAAGACAGUGACGGAGAACACGGGCCUACCGCCUGGAUCGCGGGCCACUCGCAAACAACACCAUAUGACACCGACGCUCUGCUGGCUGGCAGGCCUUUGCAAGAACUGUGGGAUGAAUCAGAAACGGCCACCUGCUUCAUCUACCUAUACCAAAGGAACAGUGGGAAGAGCGCAAACUUCAAGCUCGAUCCGGCAACCUUCGCUGCGAGCCCGGUAUUAACGAGGCUGGCGUACGGUGAUGUGGAUAUGCGCAUGCAGAGAUUGCAGCUGCACAACGGACGAGCUCUGCCCGAAACACAUCUCUUCUUGCCCAUUCGGCUGAAUGCAUACAAUGCCCCGGCACCUACCGUCACUCCACCCAGCAAACACAGUAAGAAAGACUCAAGAGACUCGGACCACCACGAUCCAGCCGUGGACGAUAUGCAAACGCUAGUCGACAUCCGCAACUUCUUCGCCUUCCUUUGCGGCCAGGCGCUCAUUGCUACCGAGCGCAAGAGCGGCAUUUUCCAGAUCUUCAUGUCUAUAGCCAGCAUAUUGAAGACGUACGAAUUCAGCAACGUUGAUGGAAGCACGUUCGGCGACGUAGCGAGUUCGAGCUUCGACAGUUACGUUGAGGAGCUUAAUCUUGGCGAUGUACGAAAGAGCCGCGAGAAGACCCUUGAGGCCAUCGUUCUGGGUGAGCGCAUGAAGAGUGUACUCCUGUACAAUGAAGCUUUCACGCAUGCGGUCGGCAAGCAUGCCGAGCUCGUGGCGAUGCGCAGUCCUACCUUCCGACUGAUCAGUCCGAUCACGCAGAACAGACUGAUACGGGCUGCGAUGGAUUUGGAAAAGCGCGUUGCUUCGAUAUACCUCAUCCUCGACUCAUUCGAGUUUCCUUCCCUGUUCACUGGUAUCAUGAACAGCAAAGUCUCCGCAGAACGCAAGGAAGGCGUUCGCUUCGACGAGUGGAAGGACGCAUGGUUCGGUAUGCGCAAGUGGGUCAUGAGCACGUAUCAACAGCGUUAUGGACAUUGGCCGCCCAAGGCAAAGUCUAAGAAGAAUGACUUGGAAACGAGUGGACUCAACCGGCUCGUGUUGAGAGAUGUGUACAAUGACAUGAGCAGCUUGUACGACCUGCUAGUCGAUCGAACGAACCUCACGACUCGGACCGUGGACGGUAUAGACAGCAACAAGGCCGAUCGAGAAGAGGCGACACCGAGAGCGCUGAGAGCAGUACUUAGCGAGUAUGACCGCUCUAGCCCUCCGGUAAAGCCACCUGUACCAUUCGACCUGCCAUUGCUCCCGGACUUACGCACUACACGACCCGAGUACGGUACAGGCGACAAAAAGGCCGAUCUGAAAGCCAUCCAGAAGCGGCUCAAAGACGACGAGAUCGCAAGGCUCUUACGACAGACCUACAACCCCGACGUCAGACCCAACCCGUUCAUCGACGCAUUCAGGGAUAUGGAGCACCGCGCCGCGCAUCACUGCACCAUCGCCGAACUCGUGGAUUUGCGACUGGGCCAGUGGAUCUUCGUCUACGUCGUCCUGCAGGCGCUGCCAAUGCUAGCCUGUGAUGCGCCGGGAGUAAAGUGGGGACAGGGAGUGGAAUACUUCCUCUGCGAACCGCCAAAAGGCGGUGUACCCUGGUCCAGCGCUGACGCUGGGGCGAGCGGGCAGAGGGGCAGAACUUGGUUUAGUGUGGGUGACGGGGGUGGCGUUGUGAGUUUACCGAGUGAUGUCGUGGAGCAUGGGGUGGAGGGGAUCUACCGACGGAGUCAUUGUUGGCAAAUGGCGGAGCGUUGGAGCGCGAGUAAUCCUUUGCUGAACUCGGCGCUGCAUGAGCAGGAGGCUAUCAAUGCUGAACAGUCGGCUGCUUUGGGUGACGGCUUACCUCCGCCGAGGUCGCUGUCGCCGCUACCGGAUCCUUCAAUGGUGGGUAAUGGCAUGCUGAGGCCCGACUCGAGAGGGGGUUCACCAAUCAGAGGAGGCUCACCCAUGGCCAACACCAAGCGGCAUAGUAGUCUCGGCAUAGGCUUGGAGGCCUUGCCCAUGCCUGUAGGUGUUGUGCCUGAUGGGAGGACGCCAAGUCCGGAUGGCAAACCGAGGAAUGUGCAUCCUGUGGAUGCUAGCAAGACUUUUGAUGCGAUACUUGCGGAUGUGCAGGGUCAGAAGAAGGGGAAGAAGAGGUAG
Molecule: messenger RNA, 2463 nt
Organism: Baudoinia panamericana UAMH 10762
Lineage: Eukaryota; Fungi; Ascomycota; Dothideomycetes; Mycosphaerellales; Teratosphaeriaceae
Exons: 1
Coding region: 1-2463 (820 amino acids)
Source: RefSeq, a predicted model, not a curated record